UUUUGUGAAGGCGUAGUUCUAUUGUUGUUUUCCUUUUUUCUACAUUAAAUUUAAUAUAAAAUGCUGAAACCCAAAGCCCUGACUCAGGUCCUUAGCCAGGCAAACACUGGCGGAGUGGAGAACACCCUUUUGCUCAGCCAGGAGGGCGCUCUUUUGGCGUACUCAGGAUACGGCGAUAAAGAUGCCCGGAUUACGGCGGCCAUAGCCAGUAACAUUUGGGCAGCCUACGAGAAGCACGGCCGGAAUGCCUUCCGUGAAGAUCGCCUGACCUUUGUGCUGAUCGAUUGCGAGAACGGUCAUGUGGCCAUCACACAGGUUGCCAGUGUGCUCCUAUGUCUCUACGCCAAACAAACUGUGGGAUUGGGUCUGCUGAAGCAAAAGACCAUGUCGCUGGCCUCCUAUUUGGAGCGACCGCUCAAGCAGAUCUCGGCACUGUCAAGCUAAAUACACUUAUAAGUUCAACAAUUGUCAUUAAAUAUAAUAAGUAAAUCAAAAUUCCUUUUCAAAAAGUAAA
Molecule: messenger RNA, 514 nt
Organism: Drosophila elegans
Lineage: Eukaryota; Metazoa; Arthropoda; Insecta; Diptera; Drosophilidae
Gene: Lamtor2
Product: ragulator complex protein LAMTOR2 homolog
Exons: 3
Coding region: 61-444 (127 amino acids)
Biological process (GO): cellular response to amino acid stimulus; positive regulation of TOR signaling
Cellular component (GO): Ragulator complex
Molecular function (GO): guanyl-nucleotide exchange factor activity; molecular adaptor activity
Source: RefSeq, a predicted model, not a curated record